This is a messenger RNA of Perkinsus marinus ATCC 50983, 1134 nucleotides long. RefSeq lists its product as hypothetical. Lineage: Eukaryota; Perkinsozoa; Perkinsida; Perkinsidae. Gene Ontology annotation, molecular function: serine-type carboxypeptidase activity. The record is from RefSeq and is a predicted model, not a curated record. Bases 1 to 1134 code for a protein of 377 amino acids. Gene Ontology annotation, cellular component: fungal-type vacuole. Gene Ontology annotation, biological process: proteolysis. The transcript has 11 exons.
AUGUCUCACGUCAGCCUCCUCCUCAUCCUACUCUCACUGGUCGAUCGGUUUGGUGCUCAAAUGAUGUAUACCGGAGCCACAAGAGAUAAGGCUGAGCCGACCCAAGCCUACCAGGAAGAGAAUGAUAUGGACACGAAAUCUUUUUUGAGUCGCGGUAAGCGUCUCUGCGAUCCGGAUGUGAACCAAGCACACGGUUACUACGACGGUUCCGGUGAAAGAAGACUAUUCUUCUGGUUGUUCGAGUCCCGUUCUGAUCCAUCCCACGAUCCUCUCAUCCUCUGGCUCAACGGGGGGCCUGGGUGUAGCAGUAUGAUAGGGCUCUUCUUAGAGAAUGGACCCUGCAGACUUAAUGAGGAUGGAAGGGGCACCAAGCUGAACCCGUAUUCUUGGAAUACCCGAGCGAACCUCCUCUUCGUUGACCAACCUGCCGGGGCUGGCUUUGCUGAGGGACCGCCCGUCACGAGGGGCUCGCACGAAGCCGCUGACGACUUAUAUCUGAACAUGACUAGAGCUGUUGGGAAAUGCACGAGGGGUAUACCACAGUGUUUAGCAGGCGACCAGCUGAUGUGCGAGCGCUUGGCCAAAGUCUGUAACGCCGACUCCAUUGGUGCUCCAUUCAAAAGGCGCGGUAUCAGCAUAUACGAUAUGAGGAUCACAACUAAGGACGGAAGCACAGGCCAAGUUGGAGAUCCGAGGUUGGAUCGUUUUCUCAACCGGUGUGACGUGCAGGAUAUACUUGGUGUUAACAAGAAAUUCACCUCCUGCACAGACGAUGUGAGAGUUGUGGAUGAAAUGCUUGUACUUCAAUCGCAGGUCUCCAUUAUAGGGGACUUCGGGCCUGAAUCAAUUUUCCCCUCUGAUAGUCUUUAUUUGCCCGAUUUACUUGAUGCUGAAAUCGAGAUUCUCCUCUAUGCUGGGGAUCAAGAUUUUGCCGGUAACUGGAUCGGCUGCGAACAAGCAGCAGAUGCGUUGGAAUGGCCCGGUCGGAAUGCAUUCCGCAACGCUCGUCGCUAUGAAUAUAAGGGUAUUGAUGGUAUAUCAGUUGGUCAACUCCGCAGCAUCAGAUGGAAGGAGAAAGGAAUGUUUGGUUUCUUGCAAAGCGAUCUCUCCAAGGAUAUCGAGGUUAUCGAGUGA